GUUUUACGAAUAUAUUGGGGGUUCUUGUAUAGAAGAACACACUUUGCAGAAAAAACAAAGCUCACAACUUGCAAAACAAGGGUUUUCAGGAUUUUUGUUAAUUGAAGAAAUCAUGGCUACCGAGGAUAACAUCGCUGAAUUGAAAGAAGAAAUUCCUGAUAUAGUACCAUUUGACCCCACUAAGAAGAAAAAGAAGAAGAAGGUUGUCAUUCAAGAUCCUGCUGAUGAAUCUGUGGAUAAAUUGGCUGAGAAAACAGAGAAUUUAUCAGUAAACGAUGGAGUUGAAAAUUCGUUCGCUGGCUUGAAGAAAAAGAAGAAGAAGCCUGUCGAAAGUAAUCUUUCAGGUGAUGAUGUUCCUGAGUUUGGGGAAGAGAAGGAUGACUUCAUUGGAGAAGAUGAAGAGGGGGAGGGGAUAGUCUUGCAAGGAGAACGAUCGCUAUAUCCUUGGGAAGGAAGCGACCGAGAUUAUACAUAUGAGGAGCUUCUUGGAAGGGUUUUCAACAUCCUUCGUGAGAACAACCCAGAACUCGCUGGAGACAGGCGUCGAACAGUUAUGAGACCUCCACAAGUGUUGCGUGAAGGCACGAAGAAGACAGUUUUUGUUAACUUCAUGGAUCUUUGCAAAACUAUGCAUAGGCAACCAGAACAUGUCAUGACCUUUUUACUAGCAGAAAUGGGAACAAGUGGAUCUCUAGAUGGACAGCAGAGACUGGUGGUGAAAGGACGAUUUGCUCCAAAGAAUUUUGAAGGGAUAUUGAGGAGAUAUGUUAAUGAGUAUGUUAUUUGCAAUGGUUGUAAGAGUUCAGACACCAUACUGUCAAAGGAAAACCGACUCUUCUUUCUCAGAUGUGAACAGUGUGGUUCUGGACGGUCAGUUGCACCGAUCAAAGCUGGAUUUGUUGCUCGUGUUGGACGAAGGAACCAAGGAUCUUGAGGAAACUGAAAAUCAUUUUUGUUAUUUGUUUGCAAAAUCAAUUUUGUUUUUGUUUUUCCUCCGGGUUGAGAAAGAAGAAAAACGAACCGAAAAAUGGUUGGAUUUGAGUCAUUUGACGUUAUCAGUGUCACAGGGAUAAAUAUGAUAUUUUGUUUCCGGAUUUUGUUUACAAUGUUCUAUGGAUUUCUGUUUGAUGAUUCGUAAUAAUUCCGAGUUUUUGGAAUA
This is a messenger RNA of Spinacia oleracea (spinach), 1159 nucleotides long. Its product is annotated as eukaryotic translation initiation factor 2 subunit beta. Bases 113 to 934 code for a protein of 273 amino acids. Lineage: Eukaryota; Viridiplantae; Streptophyta; Magnoliopsida; Caryophyllales; Amaranthaceae. Gene Ontology annotation, biological process: translational initiation; formation of translation preinitiation complex. Gene Ontology annotation, cellular component: eukaryotic translation initiation factor 2 complex. The transcript has 10 exons. The record is from RefSeq and is a predicted model, not a curated record. Gene Ontology annotation, molecular function: mRNA binding; translation initiation factor activity; translation initiation factor binding.